AAAAACCAAUUUACAAAACCCCAAAUAGAUUUUCCUCAUCUUUUGUUUUUACUCUCAAUAUUUUCUCAGCAAACUUUUUGUUUUUUAAAAAAAUGGGCACCAAUAAAAACAAGAAAACCAAGAGAGGUGGUACAAAAAGAAAGAUGACAGUUGAACAAUCCAUUGCUUAUAAAUCAGUGAGUGAAUGGGUGUAUUUAGACAGUAGUAGUAAUAUUUCAUGCUCAAAUUCUGCUAUUUCUAUUGAUGAUGAUUUUAAGGUGAAGUUGGUGCAUACAAAAGUUUCAGCUGAGAAAUUGGCGUUUGAUUUGCAUUCUCAUUCUAUUUGCAGUGAUGGGUUUUUGUCCCCUGUUAAGCUUGUUGAAAAAGCCCAUCAAUUUGGGGUAAAAGUCCUUUCUUUAACGGAUCAUGAUACAAUGGCUGGCAUCCCCCAAGCCUUAGAGGCGGCUAGAAGAGUUGGUAUUAAGAUCAUACCUGGUGUUGAAAUUAGUACCAUUUUCACCCCCAGAACGGAGUCUGGAUCAGAAGAACCGGUUCAUGUUCUGGCUUAUUAUAGCAGUUGUGGACCGUCAGAUUUCGAAAAACUGGAUCACUUUUUGGCAAAUAUCAGGGAAGGGCGAUAUCUCCGUGCAAAGAACAUGAUCUCAAAAUUGAACAAGUUAAAAUUGCCUCUUAGGUGGGAAAAUGUGGAAAAGAUUGCAGGUGAUGGUGUUGCUCCAGGAAGAGUGCAUGUAGCUCGUGCUAUGGUUGAAGCAGGCCAUGUUGAGAAUUUGAAACAAGCUUUCAGCCGUUAUCUUUAUGAUGGUGGACCUGCAUAUUCUACGGGAAGUGAGCCUGAUGCAGAGGAGGCAGUUCAGUUGAUCUGUGAAACUGGUGGAGUGGCGGUUUUGGCUCAUCCAUGGGCGUUGAAAAAUCCUGCUGCUGUUAUCAGAAGAUUAAAAGAAGCUGGCUUGCACGGGUUGGAGGUUUAUAGAAGUGAUGGGAAACUUGCAGCAUUCAGUGACCUAGCAGAUGCGUACAAUCUUUUGAAGCUUGGAGGUUCAGAUUAUCAUGCAAGAGGUGGCAGUAGUGAGUCUGCUCUCGGAAGUGUGAGCCUUCCAGUGGUGGCUGUUCAUGAGUUUCUUAAGGUGGCCCGUCCAAUAUGGUGUGCUGCUAUCAAGAAAACAGUCGACCGGUAUGUCAAUGACCCCACCGAAUCAAAUCUCGACCUUAUCUUGAAGUAUGCCAAGACCAAACUUGCCAAGAAUGGAGUUUUAUCCAUAACUAAUAACAUUGAACUCAUCCAUGAGUGUCUUUCUCAAUGGUUGACCAAUGAGGAACAAAACGCUUUAGACUUUGAAGCUAUUAAACAUGUUGGAAACAUCGACAAUACUUCAUAGGUCAAGACGUCAACUUUAUGUAUCAUUCAGUAGGCGGAUGGCAUCAAUUUUCGCUACAUUUUUUAUCAUUCUUUAUUUUAUGUAUUCCGGAUUCAGUAUAUGCUUCAAAUUUCAAAAAAAACAACAAAAUGGUCAAUGAGAAAAGAGAAGAUAUUAUAACGGAAA
Messenger RNA from Erigeron canadensis, 1541 nucleotides. Its product is annotated as 5'-3' exoribonuclease. Gene Ontology annotation, molecular function: 5'-3' DNA exonuclease activity; 5'-3' RNA exonuclease activity. The record is from RefSeq and is a predicted model, not a curated record. The transcript is spliced from 5 exons. Lineage: Eukaryota; Viridiplantae; Streptophyta; Magnoliopsida; Asterales; Asteraceae. Bases 93 to 1376 code for a protein of 427 amino acids.